Molecule: messenger RNA, 633 nt
Organism: Camelina sativa (false flax)
Lineage: Eukaryota; Viridiplantae; Streptophyta; Magnoliopsida; Brassicales; Brassicaceae
Source: RefSeq, a predicted model, not a curated record
AUGGGAGGCUACACAGAGGCCGGAUGGGAGCCGGGGCACAUCAGGUCAUAUUGUCCCAAGUUGCAGCCGGUAGUGGUGGCGGCGUUGCAGCAGGUGCAGCCGGGAGGGCAGCCGGUGGUACGGAUUGAGCAGGCGCUAUGGGUGUACACUACUGUUGAGACUGGUGGGACCAGUGCCGGAGCGAUCACAGAGAGUGCGGGUAUGUGGGAGAUCUCGGAGAGCGUACAAGAGUUGUCAGAGUUGCUGGAGAACACUUCGGGCUCGCAUAUUGUGAAUCAUCUGGUUCGAGCUAAACACAAGGAAGUUUGUCUCCAUAGAGACAGUCCACUAGGGGAAACAAUUCUUGAAUGCUACAACUGUGGGUGUCGAAAUGUCUUUCUCCUCGGUUUCAUCUCAGCAAAGACAGACAGUGUCGUCGUCCUUCUCUGUAGAGAUCCUUGUUUAAAUGUUAAUGCCCUCAAGGAUAUGAACUGGGACCUAAGUCAGUGGUGUCCCUUGAUUGACGAUAGGUGUUUCCUCCCCUGGCUUGUUAAGGGUCCAUCAGAGCAGGAACAGCUGCGGGCACGCCAAAUUAGCGCACAGCAAAUAAACAAGAUAGAGGAAUUAUGGAAGACAAAUCCAGAUUGUAGAUAA